AUGCAGCGCGAUCACCCACCUCAGGGAUUUGGCACGCGGUCAUCCCGGCGAAACCGCAGUUCCAGCUUGUCCACAGACUAUAAGAAGAUCCCAAAGACGAGCUGCCUACUUUCACCGCCCCUCGUCAACCCGCAACCGCAGUAUGUAGUGUCCUCAGCCGUCCGACAGGUGAUCACCGCGGAUCACAACGCCGCCACAACGGAUAGAUUCCACAACGAGCGUAUCGAGAUCACGGAUGCGGCGUUGAUGCUGCUGAAUGGCUUCCUGGACAACCUGCUGUUCAGCAUCCUGUUAACCGCCAAAUCCACUAAGAUCAUCGCCAUUCGACCGGCGGUGUCCGAGGUGCUGAAGCCCAGAUUGGCGAGGGAGGUGGUUUCUGCCGCGGACGAUGAGCUGGGUGAAUAUAUCGGAGGAAGCGAUGACGAGGAUUUCCCAGAGUUCUGCGGUGGCCAGGAACCGUCCGGACAUUUCGAGCUGGAAAGGUCGUGGAAGCUGACUCGCCUGAGAUGCAUGGUGUACUCGAGGUUGGGCGACAUGGAGGAGGAAGAUGAGGAAGAUCACCUCCGCCGAGAAGGCCUGGACGAGAACGGAUCCCGUCCCGGUCGGUUUUCCAAUCACAUUGGACACAUCACACCUGCAGCCGCUAUUUUUCUUACGUCCAUAUUAGAAUACAUUGGCGAGAACGCUCUCCUUAUUGUCGCUGAGAAUGCACGUAACAGGUCAAGUUACGGGACCCCGAAAUCCAACGAAGACCAGUCGGUGGAGGCCCAGAUACCCAGGCCUUUAAUAUUAGACGACGUUGACGUGGAGAAAAUAGCUUUGAAUCCAACGCUGGGCCGGCUGUGGCGGACUUGGAGGAAGCAUUCCAGGCUACCUGGGCUUUCAAGGACCCUCUCGCGGGAAUCCCUGUUACGUUCACCACGAAAGACGAGCAGCAGACAGAGCAGCGUUGGCACGCUAGAGACCGUUGACGAACCGCAGCUUCGUCCAAUUACCUCCCAUCCACCCGUUUCGGAAAACGCCGAGCCAAUAGACCCUACCGCCAUACCUCUCCCACUAUCAGAUAACGACGUCGACGAAAUUGAGAUUCCGGGUUUUACUGCCCAACUUGCUGUAGCGAUUCCUGCACGCGCCUUUCGACCACGAAGUCUUUUCAUAACGCAUAAUGAUAUUAAUCCUCGCGCAACCCCAGAGCCGGCCUUGCCCAAAUCGGCUUCUGUUCUCGAAUACCGCACACAUUCGCGAUCUCACUCUCUCCCCACCACGCCGCUGAAGGGUAGAGCGGCUCCUCCCAAGAAAGCUCCAGACCUGGUUGUCAUUCCGCCGAAGAACGAGGAGAAGGAGGAGGAGGAGGAGGAGGAGGAAGAGGAUAAUGAUUCGGAAACAAUGGAUGAAAAUGCAGAGCAUGUUAAUAUAACUCGAACACGAGGAUCCAGUACCCUUGAUUGCGAGUCGCGUCCUCAGCGACGUGAGUCCGUGACACUUAAUUCUUGUCUUAACGCCGACGAUGACAUUGGAAGCCCCGUUUCUUCACUGCAUUCUGAUGCUAUUGGAGUGGCGAUCGGUCAUUCCCAAAUAUCCGAAGCUCCUUCGCCAGUUUCUCAAAUGGACAGUUGGAUAUCAAAGGGAAGUUCAGAGUAUGAAGACUACGAACAACAGCCACAACAACAGCAGCCAGCGUUCACAAUUCCAUCGGCCAAUCAGCCAGCAGCGCUUCACGGACAGCAAUCCGGCAGAGAAAAGGAGACACCGAUGACCCUUCACCCGACACAACAGCUCCCCGUAGAUCUUUAUUCGACCGCUCCAUCUCCUAUCCCGCAAAAAUCUCCUUUACGACGUUAUGCACAUGAGCAUCCCACCCCUCCCGCUGAAGGAGAUGACACGAUAGUCGAGACUGCGUUCGUUUCGCAGCCUAGCAGUUCCGUCUCUCCGCCCCCGAGACUCACCCCUCUCCGGGAACUAGUUGCAACAGCGACCAGUACUCCAGACGAACACUCGCCCAGCCUGCCUGCAGUUUCUCAAUCUGCAGCGUCAUCCGAGCCGAUGUCUGCGUCGAGCAAAAGCGAUAGAUCUACAAGCUCUCAAGCUAAGCGCAUUAAUAUUAAAAUCCCCGUGACUGGCAACACGGUCCACGCGAUGACCAACUCUCCUCGAAGUGUCUCUUCCGCGAGGGAGCGCGCUGGAGUGCAGCGUGUUUCCCCUCCUCCGUCUAAAUCGCCCAGUGAGCCGGGAGGGAUGAGGCCUCGUCGUUCAGAAAGCAAUAGUAGUUUUCCCGAACGGAGGCCUAUUACGUCCGGCUCCGGUACUUCUCAGGUAUCAAGCAAGCUCAAGGGGCUGGUGAGCAGACAGAUGACUAGCACAUCAUUGCGUUCAUCUGGGGAUGCAAACGGCGACGGAACUUCCGACCUGGACCAGCUUAUUGAGAGCGACGAGACUCUUCACUACACGCUGACGCCCAAGACUAUGAGGGAAAUAGAGGAUCCUGGUUCCCCCCGGUGGGCAUCCGUGCGGACAGGGAGCGUGGAUUUGAGAGAUUCCGGCAGUGCAAAGGGCUCGCCUACAAUUGGUGGCGGCUCAAACGGGCUGCGUAUCACCGCGUCUGCACAAAGCCCUCCCAGAGGGCCUGCGCCACAGCCGAGAGACGCUCGUGCAGAGGUGAAAUCCGUCCGAGAAUUCGCCAACUUUAUCAAACACACCGGCCCCGGGCCCAACUCGAUGAAGCACACUCCCAUCGUCAUUCCUAGCUCGACACGGCAAAGCAACAUGUCGCACGACUUCACCUCUAUGGCCUCACCAUCACCCGUAUCGUCCCGUGCACAGAGUUCUAUGUCGGGAUACCUCUCAAGACCCAACCGGCCUCGCCUGGAGGCCCGCCCGGCUGUGGCGCCUAAGGAUAACCAGACUUCGGAACUGAUCGAUUUUAUCCGGGAAGGACCUCCACGGGAUGGAUCGCACCGAAUUCCUCGGACUGUCGCACCGUUCCGGACGACGAUGGAUUCAGAUGACUUCCACUCUCUAAGUCCAACACGCCUGGAUAGAGACACGUUCACCCAUAGCUCCAUAGCAAGCACCCAGGAUGAUUCUGUGGCCGCACGAUCUUUCAAUUCAUCUUUUAAUUCGCGUACGGGGCUGCUCGAGGCGGUGAGCCAGGGGAAUAAUCGGCCGGUUAGACCUCAGGCUCAAUUGCACUCUGUACUGGAUUCGCCAGUGGAUGAAGUUCGGGAACCUGUUCGGACUCGCCGGCGAGUGAGAGAUCCAUACGCCAUCGACACAGAUAGCGAAGACGAGUUCGAUGAGCAGCCGCGGAGACCUCAGAAAAGGGAAGAAAGCCUGAUGGAUUUCCUCCGCAAUGUUCCCCCGCCUCCGACCAACGACGAACCUCCUCAGCUCCUAUCCGUCAACAUGCGCGCUGCAAACGCGAUGCAGCCCGUCAAACCUAGGUCCAAAAGCACAGCAUCCACGAUGAAGUCUCGUCUCAUGCGAACCACCUCAACAGACAAAGCACCCAAAUCUAAACUAUCACGAUCCUCUUUACGAUCCCAGAAGUCCUUCGCGACAAACCCUGUCACAACGACCCCAGCGGAUGCGCCCGCCCUCCCCUCACUACACACAACCACGUCAUCCGUAUCAUCCCAGUAUUCCUUCCGACAGGAACCGUACGCCCCUAAUGUGACGACAUACCCUGCACACGUCGAUCGCCUUCGAAACGGGUACAACAUGGGUCCGCAUCCCGCCGACGACAUGCGAACACCACCACAUUAUCGCACUGGUAAUUCCGGAACCGCGGCGUUGGCGGAUUUUCUUAGAAACACGGCUCCUCCGGAGUCUCCUCAGACGUCUCGCCCGCCUACUUCUUCCGCAAAGGAAAGUGGUGGAGGCCUUGGUUCGUUCUCCAGGGUGUUUUCGCGGAAGAAAAAGCAGGCUAUUUAA
Coccidioides posadasii C735 delta SOWgp is the source of this 3930-nucleotide messenger RNA. RefSeq lists its product as uncharacterized. The record is from RefSeq and is a predicted model, not a curated record. Lineage: Eukaryota; Fungi; Ascomycota; Eurotiomycetes; Onygenales; Onygenaceae.